Molecule: messenger RNA, 1452 nt
Organism: Rhododendron vialii
Lineage: Eukaryota; Viridiplantae; Streptophyta; Magnoliopsida; Ericales; Ericaceae
Product: disease resistance protein TAO1-like
Exons: 3
Coding region: 37-966 (309 amino acids)
Biological process (GO): defense response
Molecular function (GO): protein binding
Source: RefSeq, a predicted model, not a curated record
UGUCUCAUAAAAUACGGGCCCUCUAACGAGCUUCUGAUGCAUGAUUUGCUUAGAGACAUGGGCAGAGAAAUUGUCCGGCAAGAAUCUGUUAAGGACCCAAGGAGGCGGAGCAGACUGUGGCAUCAUGAGGAUGCCCUUGGAGUGUUGGGAGAUGGCACGGGCACUGAAGCUGUUGAAGGCCUCUUCCUAAACUUUCAUGAGCCGAAUGAGGUCCAAGUAAAUUCAAAAGCAUUUGAAAAGAUGAACAGAUUGUGGCUGCUUCAUCUCAAUAAUGUUCAUCUCAGGGAAGGUUAUGAACAUAUCUCCAGAAAACUAUUGUGGCUAUGUUGGAAUGGUUUCCCAUUGAAAUGUUUGCCGUCAAACCUGCAUGUGGAGAAUUUAGUUACUCUUGACUUGCGCUAUAGUAGCCUGAAAAAAGCGUGGAAUGGAACCAAGAUAUUGGUCAAACUGAAAUUCCUUUACCUAAGUUAUUCCUAUCACCUAAUCGAAACCCCCGACUUCUCUGGACUCAAGAAUCUUGAGGAACUGUUGCUUAAUGAUUGCAUAAGGUUGGUAGAGGUUGACGAAUCUAUUAGAGUUCUCAACAAACUUGUUAUCCUAGAUAUGAAGAACUGUAAAAAACUUCAGAAGCUUCCCUCAAGUAUUUGGAUGUUGAAAUCUCUUGGAAGUCUUGAUCUCUCUGGCUGCUCCAUGAUUGGAAAAUUUUCUGGAUUCAAAGGAUCACCGUCUAAAUCACAGUCCUCAUUCCUCUCAUCUUGGAAUUUCAGAACAAAGAGAGUGGGUUCUAUUGGUUUGUCACUUUCCCCAGUACUUGGCUUAAGUUGCUUAAAAGAUUUGAAGAUGAAAAACUGCAAUCUCUCAUGUCUACCAAACGAGGUCGGGAAUUUGAUCUCAUUGGAGACUUUGGAUCUUAGCGGAAACAAUUUGCCUACCUUACGGAUAGCAUCUGCGACCUUACUCGCUUAAAGGAUUUGACUUUGAAAGGCUGCAAUCUGUCACAUCUGCCCAGCGAAAUUGGGAGGCUGGUCACAUUAGAAGUUUUGUCUCUUCAAGGAAACAGUUUACUUGCCUUGUCGGAUAAUCUAUGUAACCUUACUCGCUUAAAGGAGUUGAAUUUGAAUUACUGUAAUGUGACACAUUUGCCUGGUGGAAUUGGAAUGUUGAGCUCGUUAAAAUUUUUGGGUCUUGAAAGUAACAAUAUAUGUAGCCUACCAAAUAGUUUCAGUGACCUUGCUAGCUUGGACAGACUCUUCUUGAGUAAUUGUGGAAGGCUCCAAUCACUUCCAGAUUUUCCAGUAAGUUUGAACUGUGUGAAUGCAAGCAACUACUCAUUACUAGAAAGAAUACCUGCUGAAUUCAACCCGCAAGAUACACUAUACAUGUGCCUUGCGGGAUGCGAUAUGUUAGCUGAGAACAAUAUUGUACAUGGUGUUAUAGAAAGACUCGACCAGU